Molecule: messenger RNA, 246 nt
Organism: Brenthis ino (lesser marbled fritillary)
Lineage: Eukaryota; Metazoa; Arthropoda; Insecta; Lepidoptera; Nymphalidae
Source: the annotation of a GenBank genome assembly
AUGCGAUUCCCCUUGACAAAGGCAGAAAUUCCAAAUGUGGUGAUAAAAUACCUGCAUAAACAAGGCAAGAGGGAUCAGGUCUUCAAGAACAGCCCCCCAGGUCUAAAUUUCAUCGAUUCUUUCACCGCCAAAACUAGUCUGACCAUCAGGAUUGCAUCAAACAUCAAGCAGUCCAGGUCGUCCGUCAACCGCGAUGACAUUAUGAUCUUUUUUAACGCUGAACUUGCCAUUUCCUCAGUGAAGGUG